Messenger RNA from Thamnophis sirtalis, 2318 nucleotides. NCBI's taxonomy places the organism in Eukaryota, Metazoa, Chordata, Lepidosauria, Squamata, Natricidae. The record is from RefSeq and is a predicted model, not a curated record.
AGACAGACCAGAUGGCAUAGGUUGUACCAGAAGAAGAUGGAAAAAGCUGCUGGAUCAUGGAAGACAAUUGCAGCCUGCCUGCUCAAUGAGUUGCGCUCAGGCACAACUGAAAGAGCAGGACAGAGCAAAGAGUAACUGGAAAAAUGGAAAUGCUUGUUGCAGAUAAGACACAUAUGGGAGAGAGGAGCACUUUGGACCUGACAGAUUCCCAUACAGAGACAAUUAUUAAAAGAAGCACUCUUAGGAAAUAUAAGAUACUCUGUGUUGUUCUUUUCAUUUCUUUGGUCGCUGUAGCCCUUGGACUAGGUUUAGGACUUGGACUGAAGGAUUCUCAGCAACAAGGUUUGAUCGGUCCCCACUUAUUCUUUUUUCAAUGGAUGGCUUUAGGGCUGAAUAUUUGGACACCUGGGAUUUUUUAAUGCCCAAUAUUAAUAAGCUUAAAACUUGUGGGACUCAUGCCAAGUACAUGAGAGCUGUUUAUCCAACCAAAACCUUUGUAAACCACUACACUAUUGUUACAGGCUUGUAUCCAGAAACCCAUGGCAUCAUUGACAAUAAUAUAUAUGAUGUAAAUUUAAAUCAGACUUUCUCACUUUCUGGAAGUAACAUGAGAAAUCCUGCCUGGUGGGGUGGACAACCUAUUUGGCAUACAGCAACCUACCAAGGUUUGAAAGCAGCCACCUACUUUUGGCCUGGAUCUGAAGUAAAAAUAAAUGGAUCUUACCCAACCAUAUACAAAGUUUAUAACAAAUAUUGAGGAACCAGACACAACUGGACAUAAAUAUGGGCCUGUUGGUGUAGAAAUAAUUAAGACUUUACAAACGGCAGAUCGGAUCCUGGGAAUGCUGAUGGAAGGCCUAAAGCAAAGAAAUCUGCACAAUUGUGUCAAUCUGAUCCUUCUGGCUGAUCAUGGCAUGGAGGCAAUAUCCUGUAACCGACUGGAAUACAUGGCUGAUUAUUUUAAUCCAGUUAAUUUUUAUAUGUAUGAAGGUGCAGCACCUCGUAUUCGAUCAAAAAAUGUUCCAAAAGGCUUUUUUUCAUUUGCUUCUGACACAAUUGUUAAAAACCUUACUUGCCAAAAGCCAAAACAACACUUUAAAGCUUACUUGAGCAAAGACCUUCCAAAGAGACUACACUAUGCCAACAACAUUCGUAUCGACAAAGUUAAUCUUAUGAUUGAUCAACAGUGGCUGGCUGUGAGGUAUAAAACUUAUAAUCGUUGUAAUGGUGGUACCCAUGGCUACGACAAUGAAUUUAAAAGUAUGGAGGCUAUCUUUUUAGCAUAUGGGCCAGGCUUUAAGGAAAAAACGGAAGUGGAGUCUUUUGAAAACAUUGAAGUUUAUAACUUAAUGUGUGAUCUCCUGAAAGUUAAACCUGCUCCAAACAAUGGGACACAUGGAAGCUUGAAUCACCUCCUGAAAAAUCCUUUCUACAAUCCCUCCCCAGCAAAAGAACAGUCUUUUCCUCUUUCGUGCCCUUUUGGCCCCGUUCCCAGUCCAGAUGGUUCAGGAUGUCAAUGUAGCUCAAUACAAGAUUUGGCAACAGUGAAUCAAAGGUUGAAUCUCAAUGAUCAAGCAAAACAUAACUCUGAAGCUCAUAAUUUGCCUUAUGGAAGACCCCUGGUUCUACAAAACAGAAAUUACUGCCUCCUUCACCAGACUAAAUAUGUAAGCGCAUAUAGUCAAGACAUCUUGAUGCCACUAUGGAAUUCAUAUACUGUCAACAAAUCACUGGUUGAGCCAACUUCUGUUCCUCCCAGUGUUUCAGACUGUCUGCGGCUAGAUGUUCGAAUCCGUGCAGCUCAGAGCCAAGCUUGCUCCAACUACCAGGCAGACCUGACUUUCACCCCCGGCUUCCUCUAUCCUCCUGACUUCAGCUCACCUGGCCUUGAGAAGUAUGAUGCUCUAAUUACUAGCAACAUUGUUCCUAUGUACAAAGGAUUUACACGAUUGUGGAAUUACUUCCAUAGUACCCUACUUCCAAAAUAUGCUUCUGAGAGAAAUGGACUAAAUGUCAUCAGUGGGCCUAUUUUUGAUUAUAAUUAUGAUGGGCACUUUGAUUCUUAUGACACAAUCAAACAACAAUCUGUGGGUUGAAGAAAGAAUGCAGACUCAUACAGCACGUGUUCGUGAUGUGGAGCUCCUUACUGGUCUGAAUUUUUAUUCAGAGCUCAAACAGCCUCUCUCAGAAACUCUUCGACUGAAAAUAUUUCUGCCUAUAUUUAUAAAUUGACUGUACAUCUAGGGCUACUCCAGAGAAAUGGUUCUUAGCAUCAGUGCUAUUAAUAAUAAUAAAAAACCACAAGUAUUGUACAAGUA